AUGGCCUUUAGGGACACUCUGGCUCUAGAAAUGGCUAAACAUAUUCACAGAGUAAAUCAUUCCUACAAGAAGUCAGUUCCUCUACCUGAAUAUGUGCCCAAGAUCAGGGGCUAUGACUUCAAUCAGGGAGUGGACCACAGAGCCCUGCUGCAGACCUACAUCAGCACAGGCUUCCAAGCCACCAGGGUGGGUUUGGCCAUCAACGAGAUCAACACCAUGAUUGAAAAGCGGCAACAAUCACUGCAGGUGAACAGAACUAGUGAGGAAGAUCCUUCAACUUGUCCGUGCCUCCAGAGCUUCACAAUAUUCCUCGGCUGCACGGCCAACAUCAUCACCUGUGGAGUCAGAGAGACCAUCCGCUACCUUGCUGAACACAGAAUGGUGGAUGUCUUUGUGAUGGCAGCAGGAGGUAUGGAAGAGGAUCUGAUGAAGUGUUUGGCCCCAUUCUACUUAGGAGAAUUCAGCAUGCCUGGGAAGGAUCUGUUUAAAAAGGGCAUAAACAGGAACGGAGACAUUUUGAUCCCAAAUGACAACUAUUCUUUAUUUGAGGCCUGGAUGAUGCCGAUACUGAAGCAGAUGUUGUGGGAACAGAACAACAAGUGUGUUUGUGCAAACACUUAA
This is a messenger RNA of Thalassophryne amazonica, 621 nucleotides long. RefSeq names its product deoxyhypusine synthase-like. Gene Ontology annotation, molecular function: deoxyhypusine synthase activity. Bases 1 to 621 code for a protein of 206 amino acids. The record is from RefSeq and is a predicted model, not a curated record. Gene Ontology annotation, cellular component: cytoplasm. NCBI's taxonomy places the organism in Eukaryota, Metazoa, Chordata, Actinopteri, Batrachoidiformes, Batrachoididae. Gene Ontology annotation, biological process: peptidyl-hypusine biosynthetic process. The transcript has 5 exons.